Messenger RNA from Leucoraja erinaceus (little skate), 1474 nucleotides. RefSeq lists its product as uncharacterized. NCBI's taxonomy places the organism in Eukaryota, Metazoa, Chordata, Chondrichthyes, Rajiformes, Rajidae. The transcript is spliced from 2 exons. Bases 94 to 738 code for a protein of 214 amino acids. The record is from RefSeq and is a predicted model, not a curated record.
CACAUCCUGAGCUGUUGCCCAAAGGCUCUUGGGCAGGGCCGGUACACAUGAUGUCACGACCAGGUUCUCAAACCCAUUGCAGAAGCUAUCAGCAUGGAAAUCAGCAGCUGCAGACGAGAACGCCCCACAACCCAGAUGAUCACCUUUGUGAAGGCCGGAGUGCAGCUGCCAAGAACCACAGCAGCCAGGAAUCAGUCAGGAAUCCUGGCAACUGCGCAGGACUGGCAGCUUUCCGUAGACCUGGUGAAACAGCUGAAUUUCCCAUGGCACAUUGCCACGACCACCCUGAGGCCAGAUAUCCUCCUGGUCUCAGAGGCGACCAAAAACAUUGUCUUGUUAGAACUGACAAUGCCGUGGGAGGACCGUCUGGAGGAGGCCCAUGAGAGGAAGAUGGCCAAGUAUGAAGAACUGGUCAUAGACUGCCGCAAGCAGGGCUGGAAGGCAAGGUGUAUGCCCAUCGAGGUUGGCUGCAGAGGUUUUGCAGGGCAAUCGCUCUACAAAACCUUGAGUGCACUGGACAUCAACGGAGUGCCGAAGAGAAGGGCCAUCAAGAACGUCACAGAGGCAGCGGAGAACGGCCUCGAGAUGGCUCUGGAUCAGGAGAGGAGGUCCAUGGGGAGGAGCGAAUGCCACCAGAACACAAGUCGUGGUCUGAUCAACCACGGCUGGGUCGCCUGGGUGAGGGUGUUUGAUGUUGAAAGACCCGAAACACCCAAUGACCCUAGGUUACAUCACUGAUGAUGUGUUCAGGAGCAUCUAUAGAUGUAUUUGUAUCAAAUUAACGUUUAAAAAGCAUUCUUGUUUUGUAAAUGGUUUUUGGAAGCAGAUUUGAUUGAGAUUUUGCAAUAUAAUUGUCAAUAAGGAACAAUUCUUUAAGAAAUAUUUCCCAUCUAUUUAUUAUACAGAUUUAUUUUUUCUUCACUCAAGUGGACUGCAUUUUGUGAGUCGGGGCCUCCCGAGCCCCCCGCAGUCGCCGCUACGGGCGUCCCGAUGUUCAAACCCUCUCGCUGGGAUGAUGGAACUCUGACGUCGGAACGGAAGAACACCCUCAGUGGCAUGGACUUCCGAAUCGGCCACAUCCUACCGGAGACCGCGGCUCCAGAAGUCCACAGGCUGAACUGGGCAGAGAGGCACGCUGGCGGCCCUCGGCAAAUGGAUCCCAGGGCUCCGCGAUGUUGAAAUCAGCGCAGCCCGCGGCUGGGAGCUCUGCAAACCACAGCUCCAUGAUGUUGAAGCAGCAGGCCCAACACUCCGGAGCAUCAAACGGCGAUCCAGAAUCACCUGAAGGACAUCCUAAUAGCAGUGAUAUCCAGGAGAGGAUCAUACCGUUUACGUGACGGACAUUUAAAAUAUGCGUUUGGAAGUAGCAUCAAUCCCCAGCCAUAUUUAAAGAACAGCAUUAUUGCGUACAACAACAUUAUUGACUGGUAAGGAAUAUAUCAAAUGUAUAUUGACAUGUUAAUUUGUUGAAGAA